GAUUUUAUGGGGGGAUAAAUAUCAGAAUUUAUUUAAAUUUAAAAUGUGUAAUACAUCACCUGAUUGGCUUUUUCAUAUUUAUUUCAAAAUUUCAACCUCUUAAACCUUUCAUACUUGUAAAAAAAUAAAAAAACAACAACAACAAUGAAUUUGGACGACAUGUACGAUUAUUUUCGAAGGGGGAAAUCGAGUGUGCAGCAGAUGGCGAAUGAGGUGUACAAGAUGUUCACUCUGGACCACAAAAAGCUCAAGGAGGUGCCAGGUGAAGAGCGCAAAAGGUGGAAGUUGGACGGCCUUAGGCAAAAAAUUAUUAAGCACAGGGAAAAGCGCGAUGAACAGUUGAGCCCCACUGGGGAUAUGGGCAGGCUGGAGUCUGCCAAGCCCUGGAACGGUGUCUACAAGUGGGUGUCGACCGUGGCUAAAGACCUCGGAAUGGUCAGGCAGACGUAAAGAGGUCUUCGGAAUGUUUUCAAACAUUUAUGUUAUCAAUCUUGCUCGUAUAUCCAAAAACUGCAUUACCCCUUGACGCUGAUUCAAUCAAUAAAAAGAAUUACAAAAAUA
Cimex lectularius (bed bug) is the source of this 561-nucleotide messenger RNA. RefSeq lists its product as uncharacterized. NCBI's taxonomy places the organism in Eukaryota, Metazoa, Arthropoda, Insecta, Hemiptera, Cimicidae. The record is from RefSeq and is a predicted model, not a curated record. Bases 145 to 450 code for a protein of 101 amino acids. The transcript is spliced from 2 exons.